AUGGAGGGCUUGUUCUUCAACUCGUCCGCAGGUUUCCUCGAGGGAAUUGUUCGCGGCUACAAGGCCGGCCUCCUCACGCAGCCGCAGUAUGCCAACCUAACCCAAUGCGAGACGCUCGAUGACUUUCGCAUGCAAUUGUCCGCGACGGACUACGGCAACUUCCUCGCGAACGAGCCCUCACCCAUCUCAACGUCGACCAUCGCCGACAAGGCGACGCAAGUCCUCGUCGACCAGUUCAACUACUUGCGGAGCAAUUCGGUGGAACCGCUGAGCAAAUUCCUUGACUAUAUCACGUACGGGUAUAUGAUCGACAAUGUCAUACUGCUCAUCACCGGCACCCUACACGAGCGGGACACGCAUGAGCUUUUGGAGCGGUGUCACCCACUCGGCGUGUUCGAUACCAUGCCCGCCCUUUGCGUCGCGACGAACGUAGAAGAGCUUUACCACACCGUCCUCGUCGAAACCCCGCUCGCUCCGUAUUUCCGUGAAUGCCUCUCCGCCGCCGACCUCGACGACCUCAACAUCGAGAUCAUCCGCAACACGCUCUACAAGGCCUACCUCGAGGACUUUGACGCCUUCGCGUCCUCACUCGGAGGGCCGACCGCGGACGCGAUGCACGCCAUCCUCGCGUUCGAGGCCGACCGGCGCUCGAUCAACAUCACCGUCAACUCGUUCGGAACCGAGCUCAGCAAGGAGCAGCGCGCGCGCCUCUUCCCCACGAUCGGCCGGCUCUUCCCCGCGGGCAACAACGCGCUCGCGAAGGCGGACGAGCUCGACCAGGUCCGCCAGGCGUGCGAGGGCGUGCAGGAGUACCGCGCGCUGUUCGACGCCACCGGCGGCCCGGGGCAGGCGAACGGGGACGCGGACGCGUCGGCGCUCGCGGCGCAGCUCGAGGACCGGUUCUUCGCGACCGAGGUCGAGCUCAACAAGAAGGCGUUCCUGCAGCAGUUCCAGCACGCCGUCUUCUACGCGUACGUCAAACUCAAGGAGCAGGAGAUCCGGAGCAUCACCUGGAUCGCCGAGUGCAUAGCCCAGAACGCGCGGGACAGGAUACAAGAUUUCAUCCCCACCUUCUGA
Messenger RNA from Punctularia strigosozonata HHB-11173 SS5, 1077 nucleotides. Its product is annotated as ATPase V0 complex subunit D. The transcript is spliced from 5 exons. Lineage: Eukaryota; Fungi; Basidiomycota; Agaricomycetes; Corticiales; Punctulariaceae. Gene Ontology annotation, biological process: proton transmembrane transport; vacuolar transport; vacuolar acidification. Bases 1 to 1077 code for a protein of 358 amino acids. Gene Ontology annotation, molecular function: proton-transporting ATPase activity, rotational mechanism. Gene Ontology annotation, cellular component: fungal-type vacuole membrane; vacuolar proton-transporting V-type ATPase complex; proton-transporting V-type ATPase, V0 domain. The record is from RefSeq and is a predicted model, not a curated record.